Messenger RNA from Schistosoma curassoni, 1039 nucleotides. The record is from the annotation of a GenBank genome assembly. Lineage: Eukaryota; Metazoa; Platyhelminthes; Trematoda; Strigeidida; Schistosomatidae.
GUUCCUUGAACAUUUCGUAACGGUAUGCAUGAUCUGUUAAGUCGUGACUAUUCGCUUGUGUUCAGUAAUACGGGCCAUGCAGUUAGCAGAACUGAAAAGGGCUCGAACUCUCUUUGGAGAUAAUAAUGGGGUAUUUAAUACAAACUGGUCCUGAAAGCUCCCUCAAAUAAUCAGUUUCGUAUGAAUUCAUGUGAAGCUGACUACUUGUCUCUGUAGUGAAGGAAGUUACUAUACAGUAUUAUUUUAUAGCGGAAAUAUCGUUGCUCUUCAUUUCUGACAUUUAUCUAUUCACUUCUUGGGUUUUUGUGUAACGUUACUGUAGCGGCCCAAUCCCCCUUAAUAUAUCAAAUAUAUAUCCUCAAUAUUGGGGAAAAUUCUAUCACUUUGGUGCUAUAUACAAUAAUCGUCAAUUGACGAACUUACACGAUGAUUUCUUCUCGUUUCGGGAUAUGCCAGUCAGCUAUUACAAAAUGUAUAAAACAGCAUGCUUUGACGUAUCACAAGAAUGUCAUAGAUCAUUAUGAGAACCCUCGUAAUGUAGGCUCAUUCGAUAAGAAAGACAUGUCUGUCGGUACUGGUUUGGUUGGUGCACCGGCCUGUGGAGAUGUUAUGAAGCUCCAAAUAAAGGUGGAUGAAAAUGGGAAAAUAAUAGAUGCAAAGUUUAAAACAUUUGGUUGUGGUUCCGCAAUUGCAUCCAGUUCACUGGCAACUGAAUGGGUUAAAGGCAAAACAAUUGAUGAAGCUGCAAAAAUAAAAAAUAGUGAUAUUGCCAAAGAACUAAAACUUCCACCUGUCAAAUUGCACUGUUCUAUGCUUGCCGAAGAUGCUAUCCAGGCUGCUAUUAAAGAUUACAAGAAAAAGUCUACUUGAGUAUUACUUUAUAUGCACAAAUCAAUCCCAAUCAUAUUCGACGUCAUAAUUUCUCAUUUCACUUGGAUAGACAUUGUUGUAAAUCAUAAGCAUUAUAUUGAAAGUAAUUUUGUUAUCUAACAAAUUUAACCAUAGAUACAGAGAUACUCUCAUAAAAAUAAAACUUAUU